ACCAAUAUGGCGGACAUGGCGUCAAAGUUAGAGUCCUUGUGAAAAUGUAAAAAGAGCUUUGUUUGGAUCUGUUUGGGUCCAUCACAGCGUAUAAGAUUCAUUUAGCAAAAAAUGCCUCCAAAAAAGGCAUCGCCUGCAGCAAAAACAGCUCCUAAAACUACAACACAAAGGUCUGCAGCAAGGUCUACCACUAAACCCGUGCAGGGGACGAAGAAGCCAAGCACGACAGCUGCCAAACCAGGGGCUAGCGGCGUGAAGGCCGGGGCUACAGCAAAGAAAGGUGGUACAUCGCCUACUAAAGGACAAUCCAAAGGAAAGGAGACCUCCGCAGCGCCUCAGGUACUUGAAAAUGGUCCCAGUACAAAUCUGCCCCUUUUGUUUCCAUGGUAACUUUUGAUAUCAGCAUUUAACGUCAUUAGCGGGGUCUAUUUAAGCAAUAGAAAACGUUUUCCGUGUUUGCAUAGCCUGAUAUAAACCCAAGAGGGGUUGGGAGAAUUCAAGACAGUUAUGCAAACCCUGGACUUCAUCUCAGGUUUGCACAAUUAACUGUCUCGAAUUCUCCCAACCUCUCUCCCUAAUUUUGAGCCCUAAUAUGCUCAUUGUAUAUAAAAAGGAAUACCUGAUUCCAGGUUACAAGGCAGGUUGUGCACCAUGAGUGUAUGAGAUUGGCCUAAUUUUCUUGAAAAAAUUGAAAUUUUAUCAACUGAGAGCAGAACCCCCUGCUCCCGCCCCCCAACCAGGCCCACCCUCAUGAGCACAAUCAUCCCAUUCAUUAUGACAUGGAUGUGGCGAGGACAUCAUAGAGAGUCUUAAAUGAGGUACAGACUGGUGUCAAACAUAAGUGUCUUGUCAGUGAUGAGAAACAUGUACCUGCAAAAAUGUCACAGCAGAAACCUCACUACAUGAAUGAUCUAAAUCAUUUUAAAAUUUUGGGAAAAUUGUCUGCAAUUAUUCAGAACUAAAACACAGAAAAAGUCAAUAUGCAAUGUUAUCCUGUAGAUUUGGUGAUCCAUUUGAGAGAGAAGGAAACUUGUGCUAUAUCUGGGAGAGUUGGCAUACCUGCAACCCAGUUGUUAAUUUCAAUGUAAUUUUGUAAAAAUUAGGCUUAUCUCUUUACUUUUUUUGACAAACAACCUUCAUAUUUUUAAAAGGCUAAAGGCAAGAAAUGGACAAAACAGGAUGAAUCUGCUGUUGUCAUACAGAAAUAUGCCAGACGUCAUCUGGCUAAAAAAGAGCUAGAAAAAAGGAGAAAAGAGAAGCAGGACUAUGAAGAGUUAAUGGACAAGAUUCAAAAGGAGGUUGGCUGACAUUUCAUUCUAUAAGUAAUUGACAGUAUAUUAAUCAGUUAAUCAGUAAUGAUUGUGGUUAUCCAACAUGAUUAAAACUUUGUGUUUCUCAAAAGUUUCAACCUGGUGUCAUUCAAACAAAACUAGCCAGCUUAAUAAGUAGCUUGAGCAAAGCAACAUCUUACCAAAAAAAAAACAGUGAGCUCCUUUUGAAGUGCUAAAUUUACAUUUCUUUUUCUACAAGUUUACAAAAUGUGAAAUGGAUGUAGGAAAUUGAAUGAUAAAGCAUUGCUCUGAUGUGGUAAUUGAAUCACCUUUUAAAACAGAUUAAAUUCUAAUUUUGUUGUUGGCAUGGAUGAAACAAUUGACAACAGCUUGUUGGAAGGAAAUUUUAUUUCAGGCCCUUGGGCCCGUUUCUCAAAAGUCCCGAUAAUUAACGGGCCCGGUAAGCUGUCUCCGUUUACAUUAAAGAUAGAGGUUUCAAUAGUUUUGCAUCUAACACGGUAAAACUGUCAGUUAAUGAAACAAAAUGGAGUAGUUUGCUAGCCAGGACCCGUGCUCUUAUUCUUUAUAUUUCGAUUUGAAUAUUUGAUUUCGGGCCCGUAAAGGUACAGGGACUUUCGAGAAACGGGCCCCAGGUCUUGGCUUUAUUGUUGGUCUUGCUUAUAGUGAAGCUUUACUGAAAUCCAGCAUUUGUCUGUUUGAACCCCAUUGCAUGUAGCUGUCACUAAUCUCUCCAGCAUUGCAAGUUGUCAGAGGAUGAUACCCUUGAGGCUGUGCAAUAAAGCAUUAUAAUUUGGUUCUCUAUAUUUUAUUAAUUAACAGUAAAAAAAUGCACUGAAGGCAAAGUUGAAUAAUUCCCAAGAGGUAGAAUCUCUAUAAUCAUGUGAGUAAUAUUAUACUAAAUUAUUAUAAUUAUUAUGUUUUAAUUUUGAUAUUGAUGGCAGGCUUGGCUAAAGCUAGUGCAGAUGGAACGAGAAGAAGCAGAGCGUGAGCGAAAGAAAGAAGAAGAAGAGAGAAGAAAAAGAAAAGAAGAGGCAAAAAGAAAAAGUAGAAUUCUUGAAGCUGCCUUUGAUGGGGAUAAUGAUGAAAUUUUAACCGUGCUAGAGGAGGUAAGGUAUAAUUCUGAUUUUCCAGUAUUACCCUUGCGAAAUGUGAUUUAGCAGCGGUUAAUAUUUCCUGCCUCUGGCCAGCACAUAUGCUUGAAUUAUUUCUUUAGUACUGUGAGACGAGCGAGCAUCUGGUCAUUUACAUUGCCCAUUAAUUUACAUUAAGGUACUAUGGCAGGCUAAAAAUCUUAAAUUUUAAAUCCUUGGGAAGGAGUACUCUCCAGCCCAGGAUAUAUACAUGAUUGUAUUUUAAAAUUUCUUUUCUCAAUUUUUAGGUUCCUAUGUUUUAAACCCCUAAGGAAUGGGGCAACCAUUUUAUCUGAUACGAAUCUGAUACGAAAAAGUUGCCUAUACCUUGACCUUUUUUUCCAGGCCUACGAGGAAGACUCUAACAGACCAGACCUUUCUGAGCCUGCUCGGCAAUCCCUGAUAACAAGACAUCAGUUGGCUCUUGUGGAUUGUGAGGACGCUAACAAUAACACUCCUCUAUCAGAGGCUGCAGGAGGAGGACAUGAAGACACCAUUAAAAUGCUGAUACAAAGAGGGGCAAAUGUGAAUUCCAGGGGUAGAUAUCAGAGGGUUCCACUGUGGCGUGCAGCAUUUGGAGGACAUCUUCAGGCUGUGCAGGUAUGCUUUUUGGACAAAUUUGUAAAUUUCUGGACCAUGCAUGGCAUGGUGGUAAUGGUUUUUGUAAUGAUUGCAUUUAAUUACUGGUCUGAAAAUUAUCAUUUGUUUUUAACAAAAUAAUGGUUGGACCAGUUUAAUAUGCCACCCAACUCAUGCAUAAUAAUAAUAAUGAUAAUAAUAAUAAUAAUAAUAAUAAUAAUAAUGAUAAUAAUAAUAAUAGUUUAUUAACACUUCUAGCAGUUAAAAACUGAAUAAACAGUGCAAUUUACAAUAUUAUUGGAUACUAAUAAUUAAGUCUAUUUACAAUAAUAAGUAUUCAGGGUUGUCAUUAAGAGCCGGGGGCCGGGGAUUUUCCCCGGCUACUAAGAGAGUGGUCCCCGGCUACUUUUAUUGGAAAAUAGAUGAAAAAUAGAACCAAAAGAAAUCCCAAGCCGUUUGAUUCCCCGCCUACUUGUUGUAUUUACCCGGCAACUUGAAAUUUUAGUGACAACCCUGAGUAUUACAAUAAUAAUAAUUAAUAAUAAUUAUUGGAAUCAAGAAAACCUAAAAAUAGAAAAGGUAUUUGCUCUAUUUGUCCUUUUUAUCGUUGUAGUGGUUUUAGUAUUUCCUGAUCUUAACUGAUAUUGGAUAGAUCUUGUCAUAACUUGUGGAGCUAAGAAAGAUAUGGGGUGGCUCUCAUUCCUCAUAAUAUCCGCUAUCAACUUCUUGCAUAUGAAUAUCCUGCGAUCUGCUAACGAUGUCAAAUUUGCUUGGUGUAGAGCUUGUUGAUAACUAGAGUUUGGAAAUAUUAUUCUUAAAGCUCUUCUUUGUAUGGAUUCAAUAGCAUCAGAAAGGUAUGCAGGAAUAUCUUGCCAUACUUGCGCAGCAUACUCUAAGACCAAUCUGAUAUUAUAUGUGUAUAGCUUGAGCAUGUCUUCUGGCAUGACUCAGGACUGCGUGCUUCAACAACCCUAGAGCGUACAAUCCUUUAGCCCCCUUGGUAAUUACAUAUUCAACGUGAGCAUUCCAUGCAUUAUGCGCGAGUCUCAUGACUGCAGACUAAAAAAUUAAUAUCAAUCUCAUGGGUCAAGGACAUGAUUGGUGAGUCAUGCCUGACUCUCCAAUCUAAAAGAUCUUGCUCAUUCAUUGUAUUUGCAAGAUGGUGGAUCCACCCUAUGCAGUGAGAUAAUUAUUGAUAAAUCAAUUAAUUAAUAUGUACUUGAAGUCUCUAUUUCUUAUAAGCUUGUUGGCUUCUCAGAGAUUUCCCUGCCACAGUCACACAGUCAGCAGCUGUAUACUAUUUAAUGUUAUUUACCUAUUUAUUAUGUUUUUCAUUCUACUCACUGUUAUUUAUUCUGUGUGGCAAAAUAAUAAAAUAAUAAAAAUAAAAUAAACUAGUGGAACCUGAACCUUGUUUUAACAUGAACACUGUUUCACAUUAGACCCUUUUAGAACAUGGAGGUGAUCCCAGAUUAGUUGCAGAUGAUGGCACGAAUGCAAUGCAGGUCAGACUUUGUGUUUUGCUUGAAAGUGAUGUUGGUGUCAACCUUUUCAGAUUCAGGUUUUCAGGUCAUUAAGUUUUGUUUACUGCAUGGUUUUUUAUGCUCCAUAGGUAGCCGCAAUAACAGCCGUUGAACAGAUAUUCCAGGAUUGGGACAUCAAGCAAACGGACAAAUUGCUGGAAAAGCUGGAUGGUGAAAGAAAUGCCAAACAAGAGGAGGAAAGAAAGCUAAGAGAGGCUGAAAGCAACAGGUCAGCUGUUUAAUAAUAAUAAUAAUAAUAAUAAUAAUAAUAAUAAUAAUGAUAAUAAUAAUAAUAAUAAUAAUAACAAUAAUAAUAAUAAUAAUAAUAAUAGUCCAUUCAAUUUAAUUGGGACUCGUUCAAUAUAAUUGGGACUAAUUGCUGUUAGCCGUUAUUGCCUGUUAUCAGCUAUUAGAGCCAAUCAGGAUCAAGAUUAUCUUUGGCUAAGAGCUAGUCUGAUGUUAUCAGAUAACAAACCCAUUAGAUCCAAUGGCAAGCUUGUUAGUGAAUAACGGGAUAACAGCUAAUAAUACUUCACCCAUUAUACCUAAUCACAAGUUUGUUAGAGAAUAACAGGAUAAUAUGCUACAUUCCACAAGUGUGAAUUUGACCCGUGAGGUAAAAAUCUAUUUCAUGACAAGUCAGUGCAUCAUUCUCGAGUACAUACUGGAAGGUUGCACGCAUAUAUCCACAUUUGAUCCAUUAGCUGCCAUGAACUCAUCUAAAACUCUUUUUGGUUUAUUUAUCAUGUUUUUGAAAAUGACGUCAAAAUUUUACCGUUUUCAAAUUACCGAUAGGCUUUUUAACCCAGCACCUACGAAACAGUGGAAUGUUCAAGAAUAGAACAAGAAAAUCAGAAAAUUACUUUAUGAUCUUUGAAGAAGCGUAGCUCAUAACAAGCAUGCAACUAUCCAACGAUCUCUCGAUAAUAGGUCAGUGAUACAAUAGUUGUGAAUAGGAAACAGAACAAAUCAACGCUGCCCAGAGGGAGUUUAUCAGUUAUCAAACUUUUAAUUAUUAUUAAUAAUAAUAAUUAAAAGUCUUCAUUCAUCAAAAGAUAGAAAUACAUAUCUUUUGUUCCAAGUAAGUGUAAGAAUUUUAAAAAGGUAAAAAGUAAGAAUUAAAAAAUCUAGUAUAUUACAUAGCCUCCCCACAGAUGUCCUUUGGGGUUUGUUCGUCACUCAUUCAUUUCUCCCCCACGGAGAAAUGAAUGUGUGACGAACGAACCCCCAAUGGACGUCUGCAGGGAGGCUAGUAUAUUACAUAGCUAAUUCAUAUUUAAAAGCUAAACGAUUAAUAAAAGAGUUUUUAAAGUGCAUAGUGUUAAUCUUAGGGUUAAAACAAGUUUCUUUCCCAAGAUUGUAACUGGAUGGUUUAACACGAGGCAUAAUAGAUAAAAGUGGAUGUCCUUUAGCAUUAGAAACUUUUCUGAAAAUUUUAUGGUCUUGCCUUGUUUCUGAGUAUAAAUUAGCCAACAGUGUUGUUUCUAGGCAGGAUGAAUUUAAAAAUAAUGGCUUCUCUGCUUGGAAACGAUAACUUUUCAAACAUCUGUUGUAUGCAUGUAUGAACAUUGUGAAAUGCAUUACUUUCCUUAAAUGUAAUGUAUCAGUUAAUUUGAUGUGACAUAAAGUUUUUUUAAACUUUGUGUGAUAUAUUAAUUUACCCGAACAAAAAACAUUCAUCUGCCAAGCAUGCUACAGGGUUUGAAAAGUGCAUUAAUAUUAUCAUGAUGGUAGAGUUGCAGUGGAUGUAAGUGAAGGAAGAUGUGACAGUGGAACUUUUUGAGUCAAGUUCUCUAGUCACUCUAGUUAUUAUCUGUGGGUAAAAGUGAUAUCUAUACAUCCAGUGAUACGAAGAGCCACAAAAAAAAGUUCUUAGCACGUUCCACAAAGAAAAAAAAAAAAACAAUUUUGUUUGUUUCUGUUAAGCUGCAACUUAACAUCAACAUCAAUAUGGUCUAUGUAAAAGGGGAAAAUGAGAAUCUCAUGUAAAAUGAUUGUGUACUUACAGUCCCUUUAAAUACUAACGUGUUAGUUUUCAGAUGUGACUCAGAUGUGACUUGUUUUGUCGUUGAGAGGAAAACAGUCAUGUACCAUCAUUUCUUAUCAUAUUAGUAAUAUUCUAACUAUUUAUUCUCUUUAGAUUGGAAAAAGAAUUAGAAAAAGCAGAAAAAGAAAAUGAAGCACACCAGAAGGAGGUAACAUAUUUUGAAAUGAGUCUCUUGCAAGGGUACUUUGAUAUUUUUGUACAAAUGUGGUAAAUUUAAAUACUAUUAUCUUCCUUUCAAUUUGCAUGUUUUGUGGUUUCUUUUAAGUUGGCCAAAGCACACUGUGAAUUGAACAAAAGGAUUUUUGAACAUGACAAAUGCAUGGCAGAAGGAAUGACAGACAAGAAAGAAGUCACUUUACAGGUGUGUUGAUCACUUAAGUAAAAAACCCACACUAUAGCUACACAACUCCGCAGAAUACUCUGUACCUUGCAUAUAUGGACAGUGAUACUACCCCGUAAGUGGUGGUCAGAGACAGCUGUUUUAUUUGUAUGUGCGAUUACAUCAGUUACUGGCCAUAGCACAAAGUUGCUGAAUGAGACCAUUGCCUUGAGAUGAAAGAGUUCAUUACUAUUCUCACAGGGAACGAGUCUAGUUUAGUUUGUAUUAUAUAGACAAUAAACAAUUUCCCACCUCUCUGUUGUCUGUUUUUUUUUUUCUCUCCCAUAAAUUAUCCGUGUACAAUUUAUGUGAAAUUGUUUGUGACAGCUAAAUGAUCCUUUAAUAAGGUCUUUUACCAAAUCUAAGUUGAGAAUGCACCGUGCAGCGCUUUAUUCAGUGGUCAUAGAGUACUAAAGUGGUGAUAUCAUAAAAAUGAAAUUCCUGAAAUUAUGGGAUUUGUCAGGAUAUUCUGAAAGAACAAUGUCCAAGAGGCCUACUUGCCAAAAAUGAGCAUUUCAGGGCAAAUUGUCUCUGAGAUCGUAGCCCAGUUAUGCUUAGAAAACUCCAUACAAACCCUUCUAAAUUUUUUUGGGGUCGACCAAUUUUUAUGACGUCACACUUUAGUACUCUAUUGUGUUUCAAACUAAUGUUGCUCAAGGAACAGUGAACAAAAGGCUCUAUGCAAAGGACUGUUUAGAAGUGAAUCGUCAUAAAUUGUACAUGGAUAAUUUAUAGGAGAAAAUAAAAACAGAUAACAGUUUAAUUAAAGAGAUAUGAAGUUGUUUACAUUGCCUAACAACAAACUGGAAUCCUCUGCUCCUUGCUGUACUAGUUACAGUGCCACCAGGAUCAUUAGGUGGGUGUAGGAUUUUGAUUGGGCCAGGGGUUGGAGCGGGUAGGUUACCUCAGACACAAAGUUUAAAAUGAGAAUAACAUCAAUGCAGGCACCCAAGGUAGCAUGAACCCCCCCUCCCCCCCUGCUAUAUCUGCCCCUGGAUUGCAAGCUUUUGUUUUAAUUAAUUACAAUGACACAGUACACUCAAGAAGACUACAUAAAAACUGUUGAGAAAAGCAUCAGCUAUUACGUAAAAACACACAGGUUAUAUGACGUUGUUGUGGUCGGUUAUAUGACGUUAUUGUGGUCGUGCAGGAAUGCAAAGGAAAUGUUUUUUUUUUGCAAACAAAAGGGCCUUGAAAAGACUAGAAAGUAGGUCAAAAGACUCGUAAAAGAUAACGUCAUCAGUGGUAGUCUAGUGGUUCUGCUGAUUUGUUUCGGAUUUCUCUCGAUAAAAAGCAAUUUACUUAACUAAACGUACUGCAAGUUGCAAAACUCAUUUUUUUGUGUCUGGCACUGUUACUGUUACCACUGAAAAACCUGUCUGUGGACUACUCUGUCUUGUUUGUACGUGUAUUACUAUUUUGUUGUGUUGAGGAAGUCUUUACUCAAUUGGUUUAUUCAUUUGAAGGCAAUACAUGAUGCUGAAGCAGUGCUGGAACUUGCUAGAAAGAAAGCUGAGGCUUCCAAAGAGGCGCUAGCGCAGGUAAGAUGUUGUCAAUUAUGCACAGCUAGCUUAUCAGUGUUCCAAGCUUAAAUUUUUUCAAAGUCACCUUUUGGCGACCUAAAUUUACAGCAAUGGUCGCCAGACAUUAAAUAUUGGUCGCCGGGAAAGGAGAGUCACUUUAAGCACCAUUACUUGGGAGUUAAUAAAAUUUAAAUGGCUGCCAAACAUUUUGGAGAUGCACGCGAUAUCUCACAAGGGUUUAAAUAACUGAACACCAGGGUGAAACAGGCAAAUUAUAACGAUAAGAACACGUAAAAGCAAUAUUUCAUGCAAAUGAUUAUUUCACUUUCUCUUAUUAAAAGUAAGACCAUGCAUAGACACCAACGUGCCGCAUUACCAGCAACAAAGGUCACCAAAUCGUCGGGCGACUAUCGCGGCAACUUUAGUCGCCAUUUUUUUUCUAUUCACCUUGGCGACCAAAAAGAUCGCAUCUUGGAGCGUUGCUUACAUAAUUGUUUAAGCUUUAGUAACCCAAGUAAGUUAGGAUGCUCCGCUUUUAACCGUAUCCUGUGACUCCUGAGGUGCGGAAUGAUGAAGUCUUGUAAGUUGAUUCUAACUUUUCAGUCCGUAGAAGAAGAAGAAAAGAAGAAGAAGAAAACCUCUUUAGCUGUAAUUUCCAAUGCUGCUAUUUGUUUUUCUGCUUGCUACAAACUGCUAGAAUUUAGAAAUUUUGCCACUUUUAGGAAAUGAGAGGGUGAUGACGAUAUGUGUUAAGCAGGGCUUAAAUUUGGUUAUUGUACUUUUUUUUAGGCCAAACUAAAACUCAGAGAGCAGCAUAAAACAGAGGAGCGCUCUUCAGAAGGUGAGAAGUAUCCCUGCAAGAUUAACAAAAAGUUAAGACUGAAAAUCGAGAAUAAUGGUCUUCUUAAAAGACGAGCGGGCAAGAUUACAAUGUUUGUGCCUUAUCCCGGAGUUUUCGCUCGUCAUUAGCGACCUUUAGAUUUCAGGACAACUAAGACGACGAGAUUUGACUUAAAGAUUUUCCACCCAUUCUCAAAAAAAAAUAGACACCCCGGAAAGCUUCAUUUCACGUUUUUGAAUGGGGUUGAGCCCUGUCCCAAUAGCAAAAUGACACCAUAAAACUUCUAACAUUUGAUAACCUUUUGGGGGUUUUUCGCUGAAACUCGUAUGACGACGGCUUCACAUUUUUCCCGCCAAAAUAGGGAGCUUAAGCAACGACGACGGCGACGGCUACGAAAGCGUCACUUAAAAAGUGAGUUUGCGCUGCCUCAAACUUUACCGCGCUUAUUCCAUCUCGUUUAAUUCGUCAAAUGAGUUGGCAAUUUUUGGGGGGUUGAAUUCUAAAGGACUGUAUCAAAGUUCAGAAAAAGAAAAGGAAAGUUGUUGUUGUUGUUGUUGAAAUUAGGCACUUUCACGUUGUAGUCGUGCAACGACGGCAAAGAAGUGUACAAAAAAGCGUGAUGCACGUGCAAAGUUGUUGUUUUGCUAAUCUUAACCUAUUGCGUUAUUGCCGUUCUCGUUGACGUCGCUGUUGUCGUUGUUGUGACAAUGAAUCACGCGCGAACACUACUUAGGUAUUGAGAAAAUCUCUUUCUCGUAGUCAUCUUCGUCGUAGAAUAAUUAGAGACCUUUAGAUUCUAAGUAAGACGAGGAUGACUACUAGUCGACUGCAGCUUCGUCUUAAAGCAGGAACUAUCAUUGAUGAUAUUAAGCCGAGUGAACAUUGCUUUUUUUCUCUCAAAAGGUGCUGAUUUAAAAGGGAUAAAAGUAAUGAUAAGAGACCUUGAUGACGUUUUGUUUAGAGAUGUGGGCGGAAAGAUAGCAGCAGACGGAAGGUACACAGCCAUUGUACUCACAUUUUAUUUAAAAAUAAUAGCAUUGCUACAUCUAUAUUAGACGCAGAUAGUUCCAUAAACCAAUCACAACUCGAAGCAAGAAUUUGCACGUGUAUUCGGCACCAAUCACUAACUGGAAAAGUCACGGUUGGAUUGGGUUUGUCAGUCUUUACCAAAUGUUAUCAAAUACUUUUUUUUUACUACUUUUAUUUUACUUUUUUUUUUGCAGAUGGCCACUGUUGAUCGAUACAUCCGCACAGAGUUCCACUUUCUUGCGUUACCGUGACACGAACUUCAUGAACGCACUUAAUCCUAACCACAUGCAGCCUGAAGUGAUUCGUAUGAGUCUCUUGGGGGCUUUGAGGUCUGUAAAAUAAACCAGGGUGACUGUCUUAGUAUACUUUUUUUCUCGGUUGCGUGGUUGCAAGCAAAAACGACUUUUCAUGGGCUCUCAGCGAAAGCUCUACUUUUGGUAAUAGAAGAUUUUACUCACUCUUGGCGGGAACGCUUCUUCGGACAGCCGAACUCGUACGAACGGGCCGCGAGCGCAUGAUUGCCUUCGGAUACCCUGAUCGUCCCCCAGCACGCCUAAACUGAACCAGUCGCUUAAAAUGGAGAGGGGGAACGUCUUUGACUGUGAUUUUUAGAAGCGCGUUUGCUUUUCAUUGACGUGCAACAUAAUAUUUUGUAUUCUUCUUAGAAUGAAAUGAUCACUUAGGAGAUGUUACGCUGGUCGGUUUUGAUCGAAUUUUACUUGUUUGUUUGUUAUAAAUUCUUGUCUGACUAGUUUGGGCCAAAUUUUACCUAAUUCACGCCACAGACAUCCCAAACUCAUUAAGCGAGCGCUUGUUAGAGAUUAAUACUUCUGGUAAUGUUGCGUAACUAAGCGAUUUAUAGGGUUUAUAUGGAAACAGUAAAAAUUCGAAAAACUCUUCUUAUCUUAGCUUAUCACAAAGAAACGAAAUAAAAUACACUUGUGCAGUAUUUUGUGGCCUUGUGUAUUUCUGAGGCGAUUUGGGCUGGUUUUGCCAUCCUGUAGUCCUAACUUAUAAGACAGAAUGGCAGAAGCACACUGAAACCAGCCCAAAUCGCCUUGAAUAAAACACAAGGACACAAAAUACAGCACAAGUAAGUGUAUUUUAUUUUGUUUCUUUACAAUAAGCUAAGAUAAGGCGAUUUUUUCCCAGUUUUUUCUGUUUCCAUAUAAUCCCUACAAAUAGCUUAAUUCAUUACUGACGCAACAUUACAAGACGUGAUAAUUUUUAACAAGCGAUGGCUUAAUGAGUUUGGGAUGCCUGUGUUCGCGCCAACUGACAGUAUUACUAAGACCUACUGAGCCGAACCACACUUACAGAGUGACAGCUCAAAGAGGUCCGAGAAUAUCUUCUUUAGACAUAUUUCGCUGUGUUUUUAAGUUGCUCUGAUGGCACGCAUAUUGGUUUACGUUGUUGUAGGUAUGGAAAGCCAGCUGUCUUGGAUAUGAUGGACGUCGAUAUGUUUGAAACUGCUGCCAUGAAGUUUGAUGAGGUCCAAAAGGGACUUAUGGCUUUACUAAUGAGCAAAGACCUGUUGAAGGACAACAAGUAAGUAUGGAGUGUUUUCACAUGACGUCACGGCGGCCAUAUUGGUGUCCCAAAACAAUGAAAUGGCGGCCAUGUUGGUGUCCCAAACCAAUCCUGUGGGAGUUUAACUGUUUUCUUAUGCAAACGCUUUCUUUUGUUCUAAUAAAUUUGCGUAGAUGCUGGCCACGUGAGUGAAAACACUCUAUAUCAUGAUUUAGUAUUUACCCAAUCAGUGAAUAGCAAUUUUCGCGCGUUUUGAUUGGCUCCCGUAACUUGGAAUAUCCUUGGCUUUUCACUGUUUUGCGACCGGAACCAAGAUGGCGUCUCGUUUCAAGACAUUUUCGGAAGAUGGAAUUUGAGCGAUAAAUGAAGCAGUGGUACAAAGAAAAACCAAAAAAGGUGACAAACGUUUCUUGUCGGUGUUUACUGGUAGGUAGAAAAUUAUUUUCAUGUUGAAUUUGCAACAAAAGUCGUUAAAAUCACUUUACAAAGCCCCGGAAUGUUUGUAAAUGAGUAAACAAAGUUCCUACUAAGUGAAGUUUUUAAUUUACAAAGAGUUAUUUUCUUCAUUUCUAUCCAACUGAUUUGGUAAAUACUAAAACAACUAUUCUCCUCAGGGUCGGUGAACAGCGCUAGAUAUAUUCCUGGACCCUUCGCGUCUCGGUAUAUCCCCACACCACUAUUCACCUCCCCGUGGGGGAAUAGUUGUAUAAUAGUUGUAAUUGUCAGUUAAGCGUUGUGCUAUGGGAAAAAAGGACAAGGAUAAUUCAAAUAUUGGUCACGUUCUUCCCAGGAAACUAAUCAUAUCUCGAGGCAAACUUUUGAAGGUAAUGCGAAUCGCGGGAAAUGUGUUUGUUUAAGACGCAACUUCACUGAUUUUAACGGUUCUGAUCGGUUGAGAAAGUGACCGAGUAUCUGGGGCCUAUUUCCCGUAAGCCCCGAUAAUUAACGGGCCCCUAAAUCUGUUGUUGUUUACAUUCAAGAAAGGGGUUUCAACUGUUCUGCAGUCAACAUGAUAAAACUAUCGGUUAUCAUAACAAAAUGGACUGGCUUGUAAUCUAGGCUCCGCUCUUUUUUCGGGCCCGAAAAUGGAGAGCGCAAAUAUUGAUCCACAAAGUCGAGAAAUUUUACUGACAUUUGUAUGUUGGGGGCACGAACUCUUUCUCCACCAUACAAACUUCUGUAAAAUUCCGCGACUAUACGGAGCUAUAUCAUCGUAGUUUUUAACAAAUCACUUUCACACCUGGCACCUUUACUUAUUUAAAGGUGUUCUUUCCAAACAUGUUGAUGGAUUUUCGCUCUAACUUGUCCCAGUCAAAAGUUAAAAAAGUCCGCGCGAUUUGUGAAAGCACAAGAUACAGCUAAGUUGAACCGGGAGUAUGCUUUUAGUUAUCUUAUACUGAUCUAUAUAUUUUUUAAGCUUGGGUUAAUUCAACAUGUUUUGCGGCAUGAGUGGGGCGUAAGUUUCAAACCAAUUUUACUGUUCUUGUCGUCUUACCUAUUACGAAUAAUUUCAUUCCCUUCGUUGUGUAGAUUUCUCGAGCUGGUCCGGCCUGGGGAUGGAGAGGAAUACAGCAAGACAAGUUUCCUUGGAGCAAGAAUAGAAAAAUUUAUGUUUAUUAUAAUCACUCAACAGUGGAACCCACCAGAGCGUUUGAUGAACCAGACAUAUCCCAUUCGGGUCAUCAUUCCAUCUAGACAUGAUGUGUGAUAAAUGAAGUUCAGUGUUCUUAAAAUUCGAGAAAGGGAAGGCAAAGAAGAAGCACCAACAAACAAAGAAACAAGAAGUCGUGGGAACCUCCGGAAAACGAUGUACAGUUCAAGUGUUAGUGACGUUCGCUUGAGCGAGAUGACAAGAAAGGAGCCUCGUUAACGAAUUAAUAAGGGCUUACGGGACAGUAGCCUGAGAAAAAAGCCGACAUUUUGCGAUGCCACUUCAGGUUUCCCCGCUACAUGACGUCC
Porites evermanni is the source of this 13832-nucleotide messenger RNA. The record is from the annotation of a GenBank genome assembly. NCBI's taxonomy places the organism in Eukaryota, Metazoa, Cnidaria, Anthozoa, Scleractinia, Poritidae.